Mesorhabditis belari is the source of this 2187-nucleotide messenger RNA. The record is from the annotation of a GenBank genome assembly. NCBI's taxonomy places the organism in Eukaryota, Metazoa, Nematoda, Chromadorea, Rhabditida, Rhabditidae.
AUGCUCAGCGCAGCUGGUAAACAUCUAAAGAACACUCACAAUUGCCACAUCCUUCAUCGACGUCGCAUGGCGAUCGAAAUUCCCACCUGGCUGUGGCUUCCAAAGAAUCAGCCCAACUUGCCCGUACUUGAGGAGAAUUAUCGACGUUGUGGCAAGCGAUUGCCUUGUAUUCAAGCAUUUCGCUGGACAAACAUCAUCCAACCAUUGAUUGUCGCUGCCUUGUUCUUCACGCUUGUCACCGAUUUGCCAUUUACCGGAAACACUUAUGAGAGAACCUGUAGACAAUUAUGGCUCCUUGGUGGAAACUUGAUGAUCUCGAUGUGGGCCGUCCUGUCGAGCUAUCAGCAGAAGCCUUUCUUCUCACAGAUCUACUUCCUCGUCGGGGCACCCUAUCUGGGCAUUGGAAUGGUGGCCUGCUUGUUGUUUUUCUUCCAAAUCGGAAUAUCAGUCAUCAUAGACAACGGAAUCGCCUUGUCGAAUGUUCGAAAGGACUCUCGAGAGGCGCUGGGAAUCUAUUUAGAUUACCGCUAUGAUUGGAUUAUUUUGAUGGUGGCCACAGCCUUUGUAUUCUUGAUGUUCGCUUGGCAAUUUCUUGUAACUCUCUCCUAUUGCUACUUUGUCAGAGAUCGACAAAUCGAAAUUGACGGGCCGACUAGCUUGACUGCAAAUCAGGAAUCGAGGAGGAGGAAAAUCGGAGAAGCUAAAGAAGUCCCCACAUGGCUGUGGCGACCAAGAGAGCCAAACUUUCCGUUGCCCCUUCGCGAAGAGAACUACCAGAGCUGCUUCAAGAAGAUGUCGUGUGUUGCAGCCUUCCGCUGGCUGCACUUCCUUCAACCCGUCACCUUCUCGCUUUUAUUCUUCCAACUCGUCGUCGGACCCCUAAAUGAGCCAAUUCUAGCGACUAUCGCCCAGGGAAAUUAUCCUUUUAAAGCGUCGGAUCGCGCACAGGUUCAGUUAUUAAUGCUGCUCAUCAACAUGUUGGCCCCGAUGUGGGCGAUCUUUGCAAGUUACAAUCCGAAGCCCUUCUUCAUCCAACUCUAUUUUCUCUUUGCGGCAUGCUACUUUCCAUUUGGAAUCUUGUUGAGCGGUGCCACAUUCACCGUGCUUGGAGUGACUUUGAUCAACGGCAGCAGUGAUCGUUUGGAUUAUAUUCGAAAUACUCUUCGAUCAGAAUAUGGAAUUGCAAUGGAUGACGGCUCUUCACUGAUGAUCAGCGCUUUGUUCGUUGCCAUUCUGUACAUAUGGCAGCUCAUUACCAUCAAUACUUUCUGGAGAUAUGCCGUAGAUCGUCAACUCGAGCUCGAAACGACAAUGAAAGCCACGAUUGGAGGAGAAGAUCAUCCACCCACCAAUCAACAAUCAAGUGACACCGAGAGGUCGCCACUGGAGAUCUAUUCCGAGCCUCCACCACCUCUCUACUCUAAAAUCAUCACUGAUGUCUCGAUGUCAUUGCCAGUUUCAUCUGACAAAUAUUUUCCGUUGACGUACGGAUGCACGUAUGACUCACAAGCUUUCAUCUAUGAGGGAGAGAAAACGCCAUGGGGCUAUUUCUGUGUCUGCAAUGAAACAAAUUGUAAUCUCCCGAAUCCGGUGGUGAAAAAGCUUUCCGAUGUCCAGGUUGAGAUCGAAAUUGGAGAGAAAACUCUUCCAACCGAUAUGCCACCAAAUGUCACUUGCUACGCCUAUUCGAGUGAUUUUGUCUUCAACGGUCACGAAGCCGACGUGUUGAUCACACCGACCAUCAGAACUCCGAGACCGGACACAACUUGUCGAGUUAACAUGGAAAUACAGUUGAAAACUAAAAAGCCACCGUUGAAAGGAACUUUCAUUGUGGAUGGUGGAAAGCUGGAUCUCGAUCAGUUCUAUCGAAUUCAAAUCGCUAAUGCAACUUUUCCACCUUUCUACUUUGGCCUCUUCGUUUCAUAUCAGUACGAAGUUGAGCGCAGGUACUACGACUUUGCGUGCAACUACUCAAUGUGCACCAAUCCCAAGAAAAACGUCGGCAAUAUCGCCGUGAAUCACACGACAAAGUGUUAUGUUGGCUUGUCAAAUGCUGACACCUGCCUUGGGCACUUGUGUUUUUAUGCAACCGAUGGGCCGGCAGAACACCCAAAUAAACUGGUUCGACGGGGCUGUCUUUCACAAGAUUUUACGCUCGCAUAUGGACGGAUUGAGGUGACUCUUGAA